This is a messenger RNA of Teleopsis dalmanni, 2469 nucleotides long. RefSeq names its product aminopeptidase N-like. Gene Ontology annotation, biological process: proteolysis; peptide catabolic process. Lineage: Eukaryota; Metazoa; Arthropoda; Insecta; Diptera; Diopsidae. Gene Ontology annotation, molecular function: metalloaminopeptidase activity; zinc ion binding; peptide binding. The annotation marks the transcript as partial. The transcript has 5 exons. The record is from RefSeq and is a predicted model, not a curated record. Gene Ontology annotation, cellular component: cytoplasm.
UUGUUCCACCCACGCAUUUAUUCCAUACUCAAUUGCGAAGAGGUCGUUAACACGCUAUGCAAAUUGCAAUUCGGCAAAUCUUUACGUCAUAAUUGGUGUGUUUUCAUUAUUCAAACACCUACGUCAGAUAAGAAAUAAACAAACUUUUGAUGUGCAUAUGUUAAAGAAGAGCACGACUAUUAACAUAUAUUUGGGAAUAAAUGCUACUGCAAUGUGCAGUAGCAAUUAUGUUUAUUAUUAUAAACCGAUAAGAAGGACUGAUGUAAGGACUGUAUAUUUUGAAUUGGGCAAGAAAAGAAGCAAAAGAAGCAAGAAAAGAAGCAGAUAAAGCCGUUUGUAAGCAAAAUAGGCGCAACGCACUACUACAAUAUUCUACUACUAAAUGAAAAGGAGACUACAUUUUUUUGACGUUCAUCAACGAAAUUCCAGUUUGAUUUCAUCUACUGUGCGGUUUGGUUGUGUUUGGACGCUCCGUUGUGCGCUGUUGUUGUUUCGAAUAAAUUUGAACUGAAAUUUUUAUAUUUAAAAUUAUUUUUAAAAACAUUACGAUAAAGACAAAUAUAAAUACAAAGGAAUUAAACAAUUUCUAUAGAAUAUUUUAAACAUUUAAUAAAUAAUUUUCGCAAUUGCGUUGUUUAUGAACUGCUAAUGUUAACUAAAAAAUAAAUAAAAAUUAUAUGUUAUUGGUGCCUUAAGUAUUUAUUUGCUUUUGUAACUGUAAUAACUGUUUUAAGUGUAACGGUUUCCGAUAUUUUGUAGUGUGCAAAUAGGGCUUUAUUUUGUAUUUUUUAACCGACGAAAGGUUCAAGAAGUGUAUAAAUAUUUAACAUAAAUUUUAUUAAAAUAUAAUUUUAUUAAAAUUUAAUAUAAUAUAGUACAAUAGCAAUAUAGUAGAAACUAGUAUUGCUUAAGAACAUAUUUACCGGUGGCAUUUUGACGCGCUUUCAGUUGAAAUUAAGAUAUUUAAAUAAAUAUUUAAAAAAACUGGAAAUAUGCGCACAAUACGUACAAUAUUGAAAUAGAUCUUUUAAAAUAAAUUUGAGAAUAUGGUACUUAAGGACUCUCACAUUUGUGAGAAUCUUACGAUGGAUAAUCAUAGGAAUGCUAUAGCUACUACAACAGCACCAGCAGGUACUGGUCAAAUUGCGGGCAGUAGAACACACAAGCGGCGAUUAACACUUUCACUCAACACAGUAGUUCUGCUAGGUGCGUUUUUUAUAUGUUCAUUAGUUGCUGUCAGCUUCAUUAUCUACAACUUCGCUACUUGUAACGAACUAAGCUCUUUAUCAGAUGAAAAUAUUGUGUGUUCACCAGUGCGCCUAACGCACCCUUCGAAAUCUGGCCAAAAUAACAGCAUCGAUACUUUGGAUGAGACACCUCAUUACGAAAAAGACGUACGCCUUCCACGUUCUAUUAAGCCGCUUCGCUACAAUAUCUCAUUAACGCCUUAUCUGCAUAAUGAAAAUUUUACUUUCGAAGGUGAAGUGAAAAUUAGUUUCCUAGUUGAAACCGCUGAUUGCUACAACAUAACUAUGCACGCAGCAGAAUUAAAUAUUUCAAAGAGUGGAGUUGAGGUGCGACGUGCUAAGAUAAAAGACAUCCAAUCACCUGCACCGGAAGCUCAGUUGCGUAUAAGAAAACAAUAUCUAAUCGAGGCUAAACAGUUUUUCGUUAUUGAAUUAUAUGACAAACUAAAACGAGACACCGAAUAUGAAAUCAAUAUUAAGUUUAAUGGGCUUCUCAAAGACUACCUACAAGGCUUUUAUCGCAGUUCCUAUAAAGUUGGGAACCAAACCAGAUGGUUAGCAUCUACACAAUUCCAGGCCACUGAUGCAAGAAGAGCUUUCCCUUGUUUUGAUGAACCGGCACUCAAAGCGAACUUCACUCUAAAUAUUGCCAGACCUGUAACAAUGUCAACUAUUUCAAAUAUGCCUAUUGUAGUUACAAAACCACACGAGAGUUUGCCUAAUUAUGUUUGGGAUCACUUUGCUGAGUCACUACCAAUGUCCACAUAUUUGGUUGCCUAUGCUAUAACAGACUUUAGCGUUCUUUCGGAUGGAAAUUUUUCUGUAUGGGCGCGUACGAAUGCAAUAAACUCAGCCCGUUAUGCUCUGAAGGUUGGACCGAAAAUAUUAAAGUUUUUGGAACAGUUUUUUGAUAUUGAUUUUCCGCUUCCAAAAAUGGAUAUGAUAGCAUUGCCAGAUUUUCAAGCAGGUGCAAUGGAAAAUUGGGGCUUAAUAACCUAUAGAGAAACAACAAUGCUUUUUGAAGAAGGAAUAUCAGCAACAACCAAUAAACAACGCAUUGCUGCUGUGAUUGGGCACGAAUUAGCACAUCAAUGGUUUGGGAACUUAGUCACUCCUCGAUGGUGGUCCGAUAUUUGGUUAAACGAAGGUUUCGCCAGUUAUAUGGAAUAUUUAACUGUAGAUGCAAUCGAACCUGAAUGGAAAACGCUUGAUCAAUUUGUAG